Mobula hypostoma (lesser devil ray) is the source of this 6254-nucleotide messenger RNA. RefSeq names its product desmoglein-2-like. Gene Ontology annotation, cellular component: desmosome; plasma membrane. The record is from RefSeq and is a predicted model, not a curated record. The coding region runs from base 68 to 3511 and encodes 1147 amino acids. Gene Ontology annotation, molecular function: calcium ion binding. Gene Ontology annotation, biological process: homophilic cell-cell adhesion. NCBI's taxonomy places the organism in Eukaryota, Metazoa, Chordata, Chondrichthyes, Myliobatiformes, Myliobatidae. The transcript has 16 exons.
UAAGGCCUGGCUGCGCUGUACGUGCUUGCGCAGAGUAGCGGGCGGUGGACGCGAACACCGUGCUGGGAUGAUGUUCGGGCUACCCUGCUGGAGACGAGCGGUUCUUAUCAGCGUACUACUUUUACUGACAUGCUAUGGAGGUGGACAGUGUUGCCAAAGCGGUUUUCUCGGAAGUGAUGUUGAAGCAUUAGUCACGCCACAGGUUAACAAGGGACAAGUGAUUCUGACAGUACCACUUCAUGACUGCAGUUUGGAGAGAAACAUCAGGCUAAACACCAGUGACGGCAGCUUUGAAGUUCAUCUAGAUGGAUCCGUAACUGCCACUCGGGCUGAAAAUAUUGAUUCAACACGCAAGUUUACAGUGUGGAUGACUGAUGUCAACAGUGGAGAAAUAUGGGCGGUCAAUAUCCUGUUAAAGACAAAGGCUGAAAGGAGAGGAAUCCAAGUCAUCCGAUUUCCAACCAGGAGGACCUCCCACCGCCAGAAGCGAGAAUGGAUCUCUCCGCCUAUCGAUGUUCGAGAAAAUGAGCCCCCAAGCAAUAAUCCCAUUGCCAUUAUCAGGUCGGAUUUUGAUUCCUUACCUGAUGUUAAAAUCACCUACAAGAUUACUGGACCUGGUGCUGACAAGCCACCAAUUGGGCUCUUUGUGAUUGAUUCCCUUACUGGCAACCUAAUCAUCACAGGAAAAGUGGAUCGAGAAGUAACUCCAAACUUCACGAUUAUAGGUCAUGCUUAUGAUCAAUUUGGAGUUCAAAAGGAAACUCCAAUUGACCUCUUUAUUAAAGUACUUGAUGUCAAUGACAACCCUCCAGAAUUCAACCAGACAGUAUUUGAGGGGAGUGUUGAAGAACUCAGUUUAACUGGUACCGCUGCACUUACGAUAAGAGCAACAGAUAAAGACAUUGGUGAAAAUGGCAUGAUUUCUUAUAGCAUUAUUGACAUCCAUAAGAAAAUUUUUGCUGUCAGUUCGGACGGGGUAGUUCAAGUAAUGGACCCUAAACUGGACCGUGAGACGAAAGAUUUAUAUUCCUUACGUAUUGAAGCACGGGACUUAGGAGGAAAUAUUAAUGGAUUACAUGCAACUACUACAGUACGCAUCAAAAUUUUGGAUGUUAAUGACAAUAUUCCGAGCCUAGAGAAAACUACGUAUGAGGUAACUGUGGAAGAAAAUGUGCUCGCUUCAGAGAUCCUCCGCAUGGAAGUACAGGACAGGGAUCUGGAGUUCACUGAUAACUGGUUGGCACAUUUUGACAUCAUUGAAGGUAAUGAACAGGAACACUUCAAGAUUGAAGUGGAUAAUCGCACCAAUGUGGGAAUUUUGAACCUCCAGAAGGAGUUAGACUUUGAAGAAAUGGAGCAGAUUCAUUUAGUUAUACGAUUAUCCAACAAGGCACCAUACCACCACACAGUACAUAAAGUCAUAGCACAGCCCAUUAACAUAAAGGUCAUUGUCAAAAAUGUUGCAGAAGGCAUUGUAUUUAAGCCCAGCAAACUGGUGACGAGGAUCACUGAAAGCUUGGAAUCUAAGACGAUCAAGGUCAUUGGCAUUUAUCCAGCAGUGAGUGCUGACACAGGACAACCACUUGAAAUGACAAAGUACGCAAAGGACAGAGAUAUGGCUAACUGGUUAAGUAUUGACUCACAAACCGGAAAGGUUACCAUCGAUGGUGUGAUUGACCGGGAGUCUGAGUACGUGAUCGAUGGGAAGUACACUGCAACAGUUCUGGCUAUCAGCAAUGAGCGAGGCUCUUCUGACACCACCACUGGAACCAUCGUGAUUAACGUGGAAGAUAUCAACGAUCAUGUGCCGAAAUUUACUAACCCACAACCUUGCAUGUGCAGCCAGGCAGAAUAUUUGAAUGUCACUGCCAACGAUGCUGAUGGCGCUCCGUUUGGAGCACCUUUCCAUUUCAACAUACAGUCCAAUCAAAUGUGGAAGUUGGGCCAGACAGAUGCGACCAGUAUGCGGUUGGUUCCAUUAAAACAUUUAUGGCCUGGAGUAUUUUCUGUGCCGGUGUGGAUCGAAGAUGCUGACAGCAAAGGACACACGGUUACUCUUGACGUCCAUGUCACUGAUUGCUACACGAUCGACCAUUGUUCUUCUGAUAGAUUAAUUCAAUCAAAAGUAGAGCUGGGAGGUUCUGCUGUGGCACUGAUCAUCCUGUCUCUGCUACUGCUGCUGCUGCUUCUUCCUUUGCUGCUGCUGUUUUGCAAGUGUGGCAGUGGAUUUGGUGGAAAAAAUUCCUUCAUCCUCGAGGAGAGAAACAGAGUUGAUGGUACUCUGGGACAAAGCAGCAUUGAGGGAGGAGGACAAGUAGACACGCUGCUACCGCAGAUACUUUAUCCAGGGAAAUCGGGAGAGUUGUUCGGUGAGGAGCUCAUCCAAAAAACAGAUGUGAGGCAUGCCUCUAGUCAUGUAUCCGAGAGUUUUGAAACUAGUGGACGGUGGGCCACCAGAGGAAGUGAAGGAAUGUCAAAGGAGGUUUGGAUACCUGAUUAUAGCCACAGAACAUCAAUGUGGGAUCAAAAUCAACAUCAAAGCUGGAAGACUAGCAGUAGUUUCGAAGGCUUCGAUAUGCUGAGUGGUGCAUCCAGGUCCUUUGUGAAACAAUACAUUAAUCGGAAGAGGCAUGCCCUUACUCAAGAGUGGAUAUCUCAGCCUUCAGAUGAUAAUCUACUGAUUUACAACAGUGAAGGAACAAACUCACCUGUGGGUUCUCUGGGCUGUUGCAGCCUUAUUCAAGAAGCUCCUUUCGAUGACUACUUUUUGAAUGACUUGGAUCCAAAGUUCAAGAUGUUGGCAAAAAUCUGCAGUGGUGAGUUGAUGACAGAAGUCUCCAAAGUGGCUACUUCCACAAAGUGGGAGCAGAAGACCAGCUCUCAACCCUUGAUCCAACAGAAGGAAAUAGCGAAGAAAGAAGUUGUUUCGUCCAGCAUUAUGAAUCAACAAUCCAGUGGAGCCCUUCUGUUACCUCUGAAGAAGCACUAUGUCGUGACUACCACUAUCGAGCCGAGUCAGGAGGAGUCCCUGGUUGUUGAUGAACAGAGCACUGUGACUUCACAGUACAACCAAUACCAGAACGUGUCCCUCACAACUGACCCAGCAAUGACUGCGACCACAGCCGGUUAUGGCCCAGGAGGGUUCCAGGGGACAGUCCCAGCCUUCACUGCUGCUCCUGUUGUCCAGAAGAAUGUAGUGGUAACUAGGUCAACUGGUGCAGGCUUGGGAGAGAUACAGCAUGUGGCCACUGACCAACCAAUUGGUCAGAGAUUAACACACAAAACUACAGUUGUGACAAGUUCAGUUAACUUGGCAUCAGAAGGGGUGCAUGAUAUGCUGUCCAAGCAGGUGAUUGGUCAUGUUCCUGUUACCCAGGAGAAUUUGGUAGUCACUGGUUCAGGCGAUAUAGGUCUGAGAGAGACCCUGAAUCACAGUCCUAUCAACACAAAGGCAAUUGAGAAAAAUGUGACAAUCAGCAAGUCCAGCAGUGUGACAUAUAAAUCAGUAUAAAAGACUACCAAUGUUGUACAGUUAGUUCAGGAAUAGGAAUUCCCCUCAAUCCGUUCAUUACUUUGGCCUGAAAUAAUACUGGAGGAAAUAUAUUUUUUUUAAUUCUAAAAAUAUUUAGUUUAUUUUUUUUCCUCAGGCAACAGCAGCAAGUUUCUUCACACCCCAUUCACCAGCCUAAACACUUAUUCCGUUGAUCACCAACAUGCAGUGACUGUGGUGUGUUCCGUCAGUAAAAUCCAACAGGCCAGAGAGCAUCUAUGGAAAAGAAUAAGCAGUCAACAUUUUGGGUUCUUGAGUCCUGAUGAAGGGCCUCUGCCCAAAACGUCAACUUUUUUUCCAUAGAUGCUACCCGGCCUGCUGAGUUCCUCCAGCAUUUUGUUUGUGUUGCUCGGAUUUCUAGCAUCUACAGAUUGCCUUGUGUUUGUGGUUGAUUGGUAAAAUGCACUGUUACUCGUUACAUCAAAACAUACAGUGAAAUGUGUUGUUUGCGCCAACAACCAAAACAUCUAAAGAUGUGCUGGAGUCAUCCCGCAAGAGUUGCCACGUAUUCCAGUGCCAGCAUUGCAUGCCCACACACAGGAUUUUGACCUUCAAGUUUCGACACUAGGACUCACUGAUCAUGCCUCCUGUCCACCUGACCUCCGACCCAGGAUUCGCCAACCUGGAGAUUGCUGGUCUCUGAUCUCGGUGCCUGCUGGCCCAGCCGCCGAUACUGCCGGCCUACGACUGCGGAGCCCUCCAGCUGGACUCCAAGUACGGGCCCUUGCCCCUGACUCUUCAUUUACUAACUCUGAAAACUAACUCCCCCUCAUCCCUGUCCUUAAAUCCUAACCUGGGUUAUAUGGUUCAAAAAUGAGUUGACUUAACACAUCAUUACACCCAAAAAAAAAGAGAUGGCAUUAGCAUUGAGCAACAUACACAAAAUGUUGGAGGAGCUCGUUGGGUCACACUGGAUCUAUGGAGUGGAAUAACCUGUCAACAUUUUGGGCUGAGACCCUUCUUCAGGACUGAUAUUAGGUUAAUAUUGAACUACAAAAGAUCACACUUACAGGUAAAACACAAGGAGUAACUGCUGAGUAACUCCAAUUGACCAUCCCUCUGCCUGACCAUCUGAGUUACUCCAGUAAAUCAUUUCCAUGGCUUUUUUUAUACUGGUUUUAUUUUAUUAGUUGAACUUAAAAUUCCUCAGCAAUCAGGGGAUUUGAACCUGUGUAUCUGGAUCAAUAAUCCUUAUCUCUGGGAUUACCAGUCCAAUGACACCAAAGAAUAAACACAGAGCCAGGGGUAUCUAAUGGCCCCAGGUGACCUCAGUGUAUUUCCAUUCAUUCUUAGGUGGUGGCUCCCAAAUACAAUUGGGAAUACCAGUAAACACUUCUUUCCCAGGGAACGGGAAGAAUGUGGGACUGGUUCCCAUAGAGAUUUUAGGUGGACAGCAGGGAAAGGGGGAUAGAAAGGUUGUGUUGAUAGGGUGACGGUAAUUAUAUAGGAAUGCUGAAUUGGGGUUACACUUAUCAGCCAUUGUUCGUAUUGAGUGGCAGAGAACAUUAGAAGGGUUGAGUGGCCUACUUCUGCUCUUGUUCGUAAGAGACAUUAAGUGGAGGCUCACGUAAGCAACUUGAUGAAUUAAGUGGCCUGUUUAACUGGAGACACAACAGAUUGCAAAGAUUGAAACCUGGAGCCACACGCAAUCUGCUGAAAGAACGGAACGGGUUGAACAGCAUCUGGAGGGACGGGUUGGGGGCGAUAAGGAAUUGUGGAUACUUCAGAUUGAAGUGCUGGUAAUUCAUCCCCCACACAUCGAGUUCCUCCAUUGAUGCUGCCUGAUUUGUUGAGUUCCUCCAGUAUUUUGCGUGUGUGGCUCAAGAUUUCCAGCAACUGCAGAAUAUGUUUGAUAUUUCUACAUGUGUCUCGGUGCCAAUUUUGUGUGUGUAAGCACUCAAUGUAAAGCUUCACAGGAAAUAUCUCUUAAGAAACAGAAGUAGAGGAAGACGCCCCUCAUGUCUGCUUCUGCAUUCAAUAAUUUGUGGUUGGUCUUUUGCCUCGCGCCCUUGCUUUGCACUCAACUCAUCUUUAUUAUUUCGCAGAAUGAAUUUAAACUCUUCCUGAAUGUUCUGCUAUUGUAGAGCAGAAUUCUGUCCAAAGCAACUUCCUGCUGUUGUGCAGGACAGGUGUAAUUUUGCCUCUCAAACUAUUUUUGGUGGAUUGCUUGCUUUCAUCACCACCAGAGGGAAAUAUCUCUGACAGGGCGUGCUACGGAACUGCUUAUUGACACGUGCUUAUGAUCAGUGUAAUCUCAAUCAAUGUAACAUUUGGAAUUGAGUGUAUUUUUUUUGAAAUGGAGAUUUUUAAACUAUUAUUUCACUGAAACAUUUUGAAUGGCUUUAAGUGCAUUAUGACUUUUUUUAACAACAACUUGCUGUGAUGGAUACAUAGACUGUUAACACUCGUUACGCAUUUUUAUAUUAUGGGGUUCAAAGUAAUAAUUGCUUUAUGCGUUUUUAUAUUAUGGGGCUUCGAAGUAAUAAUUGCUUUAUCAAAAUGUAUUAAUCUCUGACAAUUAACUUCAUACAGGAAACUGAGUAUAUGUUGAUUUGUCUCUUUUAAUUUAGUGUUUUGUAGGUCUUGUUGUUAGGAAAAUGGCAGAUUAAUUAAUACAUGUUCUCUGAGAGGGAUGAUGUGAGAAAUUUGAUUGCUCAGGUGUUUUUCUGAAAAGCUGCAAUUUAUGUUUACACCUUGUUUGGAA